Pseudophryne corroboree (corroboree frog) is the source of this 2683-nucleotide messenger RNA. It is a transcript of the gene DNAI4, whose product is annotated as dynein axonemal intermediate chain 4. The transcript is spliced from 17 exons. Gene Ontology annotation, cellular component: axonemal dynein complex. The record is from RefSeq and is a predicted model, not a curated record. The coding region runs from base 252 to 2609 and encodes 785 amino acids. Gene Ontology annotation, biological process: cilium movement. Lineage: Eukaryota; Metazoa; Chordata; Amphibia; Anura; Myobatrachidae. Gene Ontology annotation, molecular function: dynein light chain binding; dynein heavy chain binding.
CGCCAUGUUCCCGAGCUGACGGGUCACAUCGCGGGUCAGCGCAGGAGCCCGGAUGGAGGCGGAAGCGACCGAGCAGCGUCCGCCAGGGGGCGCAGCCAAUCGGAGCGCAGCAGGAGGCGUGGUCUGGUGGAGGCGUGGCUCCAGGCGGCCGUAUGGGUGGGCGUGACUAGGUAAAGGGGGCGGCACUCCGUCUCCAUGGUGACACAGAACGCGUUUUUCGGAAGCAGCAGCUCAGACCCGCGACCCUCAGCAUGUCCGGGCCCCAGGGGCCCCGAGCCCGACACCCCGGGACCAGCGUGCCUAAGAUGGCUUCGCACGUCAAGAAAGUCAUCAAUGUAUCUGGUUUCGUAACGCAGAGCCGAGCAAACAGAAGCAUGCAGGGAACUUCCAGCAGGAAAAGCAUAAGUGUCUACGGCGAUCACAAAAUCAUGGAUAAAUCCUCUGUAUCAAGCGGGAAGCAAACUGUACCGGUAUUUGAUGAAGAAGGAAAUAAUGUAACUCCUCGGCCAUUAUUCCAAGCGGAACCUGGUGCUGCGCCGCCCAAGCAGAGCAAACUGUUUACCCCACCAGAUGCCUCCGGCAUAGCAACAGUGUCCGAUUUCUUCUCAACUAUGUCUCUACAUACUGGGAUAAACGCCAGUUUUGUCGGCCCAUUUUCAAGGUCAACGUUUGGGGGCAGCAGUAUGUCCAUAUCAAGCCAAGGGACCGGUUCGCUGUCGGAAGAUAUGGAGGAGCCAGGAUUGAGACGUGAUGCUCUGCCCAUGUUGUCUGAGCAAGAUACUGUUCGGGAGCAGCCAGAGGAAAAAGAUCUGGAUAAGAUAAUUCAUGUAUUCCUGACGGAGACAGACACAAUAUGGCUGUUGGACAUGCCAGUAGCGGUGGUCUCCACGGAUGCUGAAGAAGCAGAAUUAAUCAAUAAUCGGAACCAAGCUUACACAGAGCUCUGCAAGACCAGAGCUGGAAAUGAUCGCUACAUUGAGAGAAUGAUGCAGACCUUUAACGGGGCUCCGAAGAGUAAGGAAGUUCAGAGUGAGCCAAUUGUCCUUGAAGACGUUGGUGUUAUGGCUUCAGUGUGGGACAUGUAUGAUUCAUUUAAUGCACCGGAGAAGCCACCAGUGGAUGCUGCAGCAGAGGUAACCGCUAGAUCAGAGAGAUCCGAGAGUGUGGCCAGCAGCCGAUCCAACGUGAGCAGGAGAACAACAUCUAGCGCCUCUAUGGACAGAGCUGAUAUGUUCUCCAGCACAGUCACGGACAUAGACAAGCUGCCUCUUGCGCGGAUCCCGGAUGAGACUGAGCCAGAUGGGGAAGAAAUAAUAAACUCUGAGAAGUUCCAGCAAGAUCUGUUCAUUAUGGAGAGAGUUGUUGUAGAAAACAUAUUCCAGCCGAAGCUUGCGGCAUACCGGCAGCUCCCGAUUAUUAUAGAUCCAGACGCUGCAGAUGACGCAGAAGUUCUGACCAAAGUGACGUCUCCCAGUAUAAAUAGGUUGUGGUCCUUUGUGUGUGAGGUGACGAAAGGACGAAACGUGAGCGGCACAUCGUGGAACAAGAAGAACCCGGACCUGCUGGCCGUUGGCUAUGGAGAGUUCGGGUUUAAAGAACAAAAGGGAGGACUGGUCUGUUGCUGGUCGCUGAAGAACACAACGUGGCCGGAGCGGAUAUACCACUGUGACAGUGGGGUGACGGCUCUGGACUUCUCUGUGUCUUCUCCGGACCUCCUGGCGGUGGGGAUGUAUAAUGGCACAGUUGCUAUUUACAAUGUGCAGAAUAAAGACAAUGUUCCGGUGCUGGAUAGCAGUGACAACCCGAACAAGCACACGUGUCCGGUGUGGCAGCUGAAGUGGGUAGAGCAGGACCACGGCAGUCUCGGCGAGGACAAGGGAGAGAUCUUGGUGUCCAUAUCUGCAGACGGCAGGAUAACACGGUGGCGAAUAAGGAAAGGGCUGGACUGUAAUGAUCUGAUGAGAUUAAAGCGCACAGGAAGUGACAGAUUCAAAGAGUCGUCAGGAGAAAAAGAGAAAAAGGGAGUAGCAUUUAUCUCCCGGCAGGCUCCAGGGAUGUGCUUCGAUUUCCUUCCAACGGACUCAAAUGUAUACCUUGCCGGGACGGAAGAGGGCCAUAUACACAAGUGUUCAUGCUCAUACAAUGAGCAAUUCCUGGACACGUACCGGGCACAUAAGGGUCCGGUGUAUAAGCUGGCGUGGUCUCCCUUCUCCCCGGACGUGUUUCUUAGUUGCGCAGCAGAUUGGUGCAUCCAUUUAUGGCGCCAGGACAUUCUGAAACCCAUCUUAACAUUUUCGUCAACAACCAACGCUGUCCAUGAUAUUAUGUGGUCUCCCACCCUCCCGCUGGUUUUCGGGGCAGUGAAUGAGAAUAGGAUAGAGAUCUGGGAUUUAAGCGUCAGCACUUUAGAUCCGAUCAUCGUCAGCUCGGCUAACCCCGGAGUGAAGCUCACGACACUGUUAUUCGCCCACAACACGAAUUGCGUCCUGAUAGGAGACAGUGACGGACAAGUUAGUGUGUACACACUGAGAAAUGUCUCCAGCUGCGGCGCUGCACAGGUGAACGCUUUAUAUGAUCUCAUUGGAGCGACCCUGGCGUGUCAGCUGUAAUGUAUCAGCUCUGGUGAUGUCGUGGAACUAAUGUGACAUUGCUCCAAACAAUAAAACCUGUUUAUUUGUGAAAA